AGCCCACAGACAGAAGUUACGCUCAGAACAGGAUAGCCUCGUUGGCAACACCUGUUCUGUCCUGGUGGACUUGGCGAAAUACGACGGAAUCGCGCCGAACCUUGAUUUCGUGUCUUUUCAAUCCGUCGCGACUGCCGAAUCGCGAGCGAAUCACGUAUUGUGCCUCCUGAAUUGCAAACACGGCAUAAAAAUGGAAGCCAAACGUAAACACUUACUAAUGCAAAUCCAUGACGUUCUACCUCAGAUAGACUUGUUCAGAGAAUCUACUUUUGAUGUUGACUACACGAAAUUCAAGCAGUCAGUCAAUCGGUACCAGCUAUUAUCGCAGAUUUCCGAUUGUGAUUCGGACGUGCAGAGUAACUUCAGCGACCAGCAUUCGUUGGGAAGGACGCAGACUGUAUCUUUAGAAUGGUUCUGUCAACACUUAGCACAACGCCAAUUGCAGUUUUG
Molecule: messenger RNA, 450 nt
Organism: Opisthorchis viverrini
Lineage: Eukaryota; Metazoa; Platyhelminthes; Trematoda; Opisthorchiida; Opisthorchiidae
Exons: 3
Source: RefSeq, a predicted model, not a curated record